Messenger RNA from Spinacia oleracea (spinach), 4726 nucleotides. RefSeq names its product pentatricopeptide repeat-containing protein At3g09040, mitochondrial. Gene Ontology annotation, biological process: RNA modification; proteolysis. The record is from RefSeq and is a predicted model, not a curated record. Bases 513 to 3470 code for a protein of 985 amino acids. Gene Ontology annotation, cellular component: mitochondrion. NCBI's taxonomy places the organism in Eukaryota, Viridiplantae, Streptophyta, Magnoliopsida, Caryophyllales, Amaranthaceae. The transcript has 9 exons. Gene Ontology annotation, molecular function: RNA binding; protein binding; serine-type carboxypeptidase activity.
UUGGGGCAUUUGGUGAAAUAAGUUUGAUAAUAGGGGUAUUUGGUGAAAUAAGUUUAAAAAAAAGGGGCAUUUGAAACUAGGCUAACGGCGGACUAACGGACCGUUAUCAGUAAGGGUAUUUUGGGUAUUAAGUCAUUUGUCAGGGGUAUUUGGUGAAUUAUUGGAACUUGAUGGGCAUUUGGUGAAUUACAUCAAAACUCAGGGGCAUUUCAUGAAAUAUCCGAAUAUUUUAUGCACUCCAUACUUUCUCCGACGGGAUAUGCUCCGUACUUAACUUUUUUAAUUCAACAAAAUUGCCGACGGCCCGCCUAAUUCAAGUGGAAGAACGCAGCAAGUUGGGAAUUUGGGAUUUUGUAUCACAUCACCGUCCAUGGCCACCACCACCACGGGUGGUUUGCAAUUAAAAAAUAUAAGAAGUUGAGACGUGGGUUUCUGGGUUCCGAUCCCAACGGUGGGCACCUUUUUGCAAUUAUUUUUUAAUAAAACUACCGCCUUUGUAGUUUUCAGCUACAAUGUACAAGAAAAACUCCCAAUUUAGACGUUACUUCUGCAAAUUCACACCAAUUUUCGCAGAAAAAUAUAUUUCCAGCACACCCCCAUAUCAGAUUGCACAUGGGGUUUAUGACCAUCUUCUAAGAUUAUGCUUGGAACAAUGUGGCAAAGUCAAGAGACGCCAAGUGUUCGAUGAAAUGCCUCAGAGAAUAUCCCAAGCUUUUUAUGCUUGUAAAGUUAUCCAUGCUCGGAGCUUGAUCUUGGGGUUUGGGUUAAAUGGGAAGUUGGGAAAUGCAAUUCUGGAUUUGUAUGCUAAAUGUGGUAAUGCAGGGUAUACGAAAAGAGUUUUUGAGAGGUUGGAGUUGAGGGAUGUACAGGGGUGGAAUUCAAUCAUGUCACUGUAUUUGAGAAGUGGGUUGUUAGAUAGAGUUGUGGAGUUAUUCGGAUCAAUGCGGGAUUUGGGUGUGGUUCCGAAUCCGUUUUCUUAUGCCAUUGUGUUGUCUGCUUGUGGUAGGAUGAUGCUGAUUGAAUUUGGGAAGCAAGUACACUGUGAUGUUAUAAAGAUGGGUUAUUUGUGUCAUUCGUUUUGUGAAGGUUCUUUGACUGAUAUGUAUGUUAAAUGCAAUGCUUUAGGUGAUGCGAGGCGUAUGUUUGAUCAGUUGUGCAGUCCGAGUUUGGUUUCAUGGACUGCCAUGAUUACAGCUUAUGUUCAGAUGGGUUUACUUGAUGAGGCACUUAAAGUGUUUGAAUGUAUGCAAAGUUUAGGUUGUGUUCCUGAUCACGUGGCAUUUGUGACCGUGAUUAGUGCAUUUGUUAAUGAUGGAAGGUUGGACAAGGCAAGAGAGUUGUUUACCCAAAUGCCUCUUCCAAGUACUGUAGCUUGGAAUGUUAUGAUUUCUGGGUAUGCAAAAAGAGGCAACGAGGCAGAAGCUGUAAAUUUCUUCCUAAUGAUGAGAAAAAUGGGUGUACCAUCUUCUCGUUCUACUUUAGGAAGUGUUUUAAGUGCCACUGCUAGCUUGAAGCGUCUUGACAUUGGAUUACCAGUUCAUGCUCAGGCACUUAAGCAAGGGCUUGACCGUAAUGUUUAUGUUGGAAGUUCUCUAUUAAAUAUGUAUGCCAAAUGUCAUAAGCCAGAGUCUGCAAGGCAAGUUUUUGAUUCCUUGGACCAGAGAAACAUUGUGUUGUGGAAUGCAUUGCUUGGGGGCUAUGUACAGAACGGGUUUGCUAGUGAGGUAGUUGAAUUGUUCAUGGACAUGAAAGAUGGUGGUUUGCAAGCCGAUGAAUUUACGUAUACCAGCAUUUUGAGUGCAUGUGGUUGCUUGAAAAGGCUGGAUUUCGGAAGCCAAUUGCAUUCUGUGAUAAUUAAGACCAACUUUGAAUCAAACUUAUUUGUAGGCAAUGCAUUGGUUGAUAUGUAUGCUAAAUCAGGAAGUUUAGCAGAAGCAAGGCAGCUUUUUGAGACUAUAAAGGGUAGGGAUAAUGUUUCGUGGAAUGCAAUUAUCGUUGGGUAUGUCCAAGAGGAAGAAGAGGAUGAGGCUUUUGGCUUGUUUCGGAGAAUGAUAUCUGAUGGUACGCCAGCAGAUGAGUUUGCAAUGGCAAGUAUACUCAGCGCUUCUGCUAAUUUGAAAAAUCUUGCCAGAGGAAGACAGUUACAUUCUUUAUCUGUGAAAUAUGGCUUAGCAACUAGCCUUUUCGCAGGAAGCUCCCUUAUUGAUAUGUAUGUCAAGUGUGGGGUGACAGAGACUGCACGCGAGGUUUUUUAUCGGAUGCAUAAGUGGAGUGUGAUUUCUAUGAAUGCUUUGAUUGCUGGACUUUCUCAGGACAAUAUGGAGGAGGCAGUAAAAAUCUACAAGCUUAUGCUGGCCGAAGAACUAUGCCCAUCCGUAAUCACUUUUGCUAAUCUUUUAGGUGCAUGUCAAAGCCCUUGCAGAUUUAAUCUAGGGAGGCAAAUCCACUGCCUCUUGCUAAAGAAAGGGAUCCUGUAUGACGAUGGAUACUUGGGUCUAUCUCUAUUGGGUAUGUACAUGGAUUCCCAUAGCAAUGAAGAUGCCAAUAAACUUUUCUUGGAGUUCCCUGAACCAAAGAGUGCAAUACUGUGGACAUCUAUGAUAUCCGGUUUAAGUCAAAAUAAUUGCCACGAAGUGGCUUUGGGGGUUUAUAGAGAAAUGCGUAGCUAUAAUGUUUUGCCUGACCAAGCAACAUUUGCUAGCAUUCUCAAAGUUUGCUCUUUUUUAACCUCAUUGAGAGAUGGUACUGAAAUCCACUGCUUUGUUUUGCGCUCUGGCUUUAAUUCAGACGUGUUAGUUUGUUGUGCUAUUAUAGAUAUGUAUGCCAAAUGCGGAGAUGUGAGAAGUUCUGUGCAGGUUUUUGAGGAAGUAGACAGUAAAUUGGAUGUCAUUCUAUGGAAUUCGAUUAUAGUAGGAUUAGCUAAAAAUGGUUAUGUAGAGGAUGUACUAAAGAUGUUUGGUGAAUUAAUGAAGUCACAUGUAAAUCCUGAUGAGGUGACAUUCCUGGGUGUUCUUAGUGCUUGUAGUCAUGGAGGCAAAAUAAGUGAAGGCCGUCAUGUCUAUAAUAUGAUGGUUAACCAGUGUGGUAUUCAGCCAAGAAACGAUCAUUGUGCCUGUAUGAUUGACCUUUUUGGUCGAUGGGGUUUUCUUGAGGAAGCAGAGGGCUUUAUCGAAAAGCUGCAGUUUGAACCUGAUGCUAAGAUUUGGGCCUCAUAUCUUGGUGCCUGCAAAUUACAUGGAGAUGAUGCAAGGGGAAAGAGAGCAGCAGAAAAACUGAUUGAUCUGGACCCUCAUAAUUCAUCAGCAUACAUUUUGCUUUCAAGUAUACAUGCUUCCUCAGGACCUGGUUGCUCCUCCAUGGGAGGUGGUGCAUUUACAGAACUGGGAUCAUUCUUCCACAAGGGUGAUGGAAGAGGCCUAAGGCGAAAUUUGAUGUCAUGGAAUAAAAGCGUCGAAUCUCCUGUUUGUUGAGUCGCCUGCUGGAGUGGGAUGGUCGUAUUCGAACACUUGAUCUGAUUAUAAUACCGGGGAUGCAACCUCUGCUAAGGAUAUGCUCACAUUUUUAGUGAAUUGGUGGCUGAAGUUUCCUGAAUUCAAAUCUCGGGAUCUGUUUCUUACUGGGGAGAGCUAUGCAGGGCACUACAUACCACAACUUGCUGUUGCUGUUGCUGUUGCUGUUGCUGUUGCUGUGUUGGAUAAUAAUGCUCGUUCAAAGAACUCAAAGCUCAACUUGAAAAGACUUUCUAUUGGAAAUCCACUUCUUAUACGAGUUCUUCUGGUCUCAUGGGACCCAUGGUAUCUGAUGGAGUUGGCCUUGCCAUCAUGAAUAAAUGUGAUUUUGAAGAUUAUACCUUUCCUAGUCCUCAUAACGAAUCAAACACCAUUGUUGGAGACUACAUCAACAACUAUAACUUGGGUUGAAAAGAUGCCCGGCCACUAAAAUGAGUAGUACAGAAAGCUUUACACGCAAAUCGGACUAAUCUGCCUUAUGAAUGGUCUAUGUGCAGUGGCAUUCUGAACUACAAUGACAAUGAUGGCAGCUUGGACAUGCUUCCUCUGCUUAAAAGGAUACUCUCGAAUGGUAUUCGUGUUUGGAUUUAUCUAAAUAUAUUAAGAAAAUACCAGAAAGUAAGAUGCUGUAAUGAUUUCUUAUGUUUUGAUGGCAUGCAUGCCUUAACAUCUGUGGAGAUCAAGAUUCUGUAGUGCCACUGAUUGGCUCCCGUACCCUUGUUCGUGAGCUUGCUCAUGACCUUAAAUACAAGGCCACUGUCCCUUAUGCAGCUUGGUUUCACAAAGGACAGGUAGGAGGUUGGGCAACUGAAUAUGGAAACUUACUGACAUUUGCGACUCUGACAUAUGGUACCUUAUGCACAGACAUCAAGGGCUUUGCACCUCUUCAGUUCAUUUAUUCGACUAAAUUAUCCAUGGGUGGUUAACUAGAUUUGCUUGAAACAGAUUUAGUUCUGAAACUACAGCCUGCAAAACUCUAAUAAGAAGAUACUUCGUAGUUUUUAGAUGAUUACUGACUGAUUAGUGCUAAAGUAUACAACUUAGGAUACUUAAAUUUUUCGACAACUUCACCAGCAAGAAAGCUGGUUCAUAUGUCAUGAGUGCUGGAAUCAAAUUCAAAGGAGCAAGAUUCUAAUGAUUAGAGGAUUUGUAAGUUCAUUAAACUUAUGCAGCUUUUUUUUUAAAAAAAAAUGGGAAAUAAUAUUUAUGUUCAACUA